AUGCUGCCAAUUGAUGGCUUGCUUGCAAUUUUAAUCUAUCUCGACAAAACAAAGCUCUUUGCCGACCCCCAGAUUAUACAGAGCCAUAAGCACUGGGGGUUUGUCCAACACAUCCGGUUCGCCCUGGACUGGUACCGGGAGCGCCUUAUUAGUGUCACACUUACACAAGAAUUGCCGGGUCUUGAGGCUCUACUCAGAUCCUUCCCUACCCCUAUGAGCUUUUAUGAAGCAGCCAUCUUCACUUUUCGCAAUACCUUGACUGGCCCAAAGCCAGAAUCUUUGGACGCCGUUAUUGCGCUAUGUAUCUUUUCGCAUGUUACUUUAAGCUAUUUGCGCCAAUUGCAUGGAUCAGUUGACUGUGAUCUAUCUUUUGACAGCAACGUUUGGCGCGACACAAUUCAAGACCUUGAACAUCGCCAAACUUUCAGCCGUCUAAUUGAGAUUCUUUUCCCGGAGACACUACCGCUGGUAUCAUGUCACGCCUCACAGCUGCUUCCCCCAGCAGGGGUCUUAGAUCUUCCCAGCAGCACCCCACAUCAAAACGAGGCAGCUGAAGCAUUACCCCCUACCAUCUUUACCAUAGAGGAUGAUUUAGCCAUCUACGACAUGCUUGACAGUUUCUUGGGUUGUUCCGAUGCGGUAGAUGCAUAUCCUGCAACGCCUAGUUCCCAUGCGAUGGUUGGUGUUGGAACCGCACAUCAUACUUCAAGUCUUGCAGACUUACAAGGGUCAGCAAUUAUGCUUAACAUAACCCGCUUUCUAGAAGAAUGCGGGGAGUCAAUGCUCAUCUUCUCUGGUCGCGGACUGACAGCAAAGGACUUGCGCUCCUGUGUUGCCUUCAAUCAGCAGGGGUUCGCGACAAAAAACCUCAUCACAACCUCUUUUAUACAACCUCUCCGAAAGUAUGACAUUUGCAAGGAGCCAUCUAUUUCGGGAAUUCUUUCCAUUGUGGAUAGAUUCGUCGACCUGGGCUACUUGCAGACCAUUGGCGAAGUUCGAGAUUACAUGCUAUUUGUCGGAAGGGAGGUUUUAGCAAGUGACCAGACAUUUCCCGAGUUUUGCCAAACAGUGUGUGCCAUUAUCCGUACGGACACGGACACUGGUGGCAUGCCCGUUCCCCCACUACGGCCGGGUAGGAGAGGCGGCUUGCGGAAGCCAGCACGAAAGAAGUAA
Messenger RNA from Fusarium sp. VM40, 1173 nucleotides. NCBI's taxonomy places the organism in Eukaryota, Fungi, Ascomycota, Sordariomycetes, Hypocreales, Nectriaceae. The record is from the annotation of a GenBank genome assembly.